This is a messenger RNA of Agrilus planipennis (emerald ash borer), 1121 nucleotides long. Its product is annotated as lipase member K-like. The transcript has 6 exons. Bases 94 to 1032 code for a protein of 312 amino acids. Lineage: Eukaryota; Metazoa; Arthropoda; Insecta; Coleoptera; Buprestidae. The record is from RefSeq and is a predicted model, not a curated record. Gene Ontology annotation, biological process: lipid metabolic process.
UAUAAAAACAAAGUGAUUUUCGUGUUUCAGACCAAGUAGACACAUUUGCGUCCGCAUUGCAAUCAGGUGUAAUUUUUUUAAUUUGAAGUGAUAAUGCAUCGAUGUUGUUUAAUUACGUUGCUUUGCCUGCAGUUAGAACUGCAAAGUUGCGCAUUUGGUUAUUAUCGUCAAAAAACUCGCAAUAAUGUAUGUAAAAAUUUUAAAGAUUAUAAUUAUAUUGAUACUAGUCCUAAUUGUUGGUAUAAUCCUGACGUUGAUGCCACCGUUCCUGAAAUGAUAAACAGGAAUAAUUACCCUGUUGAACGUUACCAAGUGGCUACAGCAGACGGUUAUAUUUUAACAUUAUUUCGAAUCCCAAAGAAAGAGAGUAAUAAGGGUGUCGUGUACUUACAACAUCCGUUGACUGCUGCUGCCAACGUCUGGGUAGAUAAAGGGAACAAGUCGUUGGCAUUUCUUCUUUCUGAUGCUGGAUAUGACGUAUGGAUGGGACACUUUAGGGGUACAAUUUACUCCAGCAAACAUCUCCGUUUGCCUACCACCAGUAACGCUUAUUGGAACCAUAGUUUUCAUGAAAUGGGCAUGUAUGACCUUCCCGCGCAAAUUGAUUUAGUUAAGAAAUACAGUCACACAAGUGACAAAAUAUAUUAUGUGGGUCAUUCGAUGGGUACCACUGCGGCCUUCAUAUACAACGCAUUACUUCCCAAACAUGCCGAAAAAAACAUAAAAGUUUUCGUAGAAAUGGCACCAACUGCGUUUCUUGGGAAUUCAAAUAUUUUAAUGCAACAUAUUGCUUUUCUAAGGCAACCAAUAGUAGAUAUCUGCGAACAGUUUAACUUCAUGAACCUGUUUAACCAUAAUGGAUUUUUUCAUAAUUUUGCUAAAGGUUUUUGUCUUUAUAAAGAUAACUUAGAAAGAUGUGCCAAGCUUGUUAUUUUCUUAGGAAUGGGACCAAAUUAUGGGAAUCAAAUGCCGUUACCUAAUAGGAAUGGUUUCCUAUUAUGCUGCAUCAAAAUUUUGCGGGAUUUUCCAUAAAGGUUGUUUCCCAUUAUUGGCAACAUACAGUAACUGAUAAGUUUAAUUUUUACAAUUACGGAAAACGGAGUAAUAUCAUUGCGUAUGGU